Frieseomelitta varia is the source of this 7762-nucleotide messenger RNA. Its product is annotated as zinc finger CCHC domain-containing protein 2. Gene Ontology annotation, molecular function: nucleic acid binding; zinc ion binding. Lineage: Eukaryota; Metazoa; Arthropoda; Insecta; Hymenoptera; Apidae. The transcript is spliced from 8 exons. The coding region runs from base 483 to 3065 and encodes 860 amino acids. The record is from RefSeq and is a predicted model, not a curated record.
CAAGUGCCUGAUGCCUUUUUUAACGCGAGCAUGUGAACGGAUCUCGAGACUCGACUUUUCGACUUGGAACAUCUCCUGAGAAUUAAUGUACGCAGUAGGGACAAUUGCAGAGGUGGAGUUUUAUUUUUAACGGGACAAUCGUGUACUUGUCUGCGCGAGGUUUUUGACGAACGUAUGAUUUGUUCGUUGACGCUUGCCGUUUUCACCGAUCGUUCGGUCGUGCCUGCCUCUGCCUGCUGCCGCGAAUGUGGAUACUUCACAGUGUGCUGUACUGCUGCUGCCGCCGCUGUGCGUUUGAACUGCUCUCCACGGCUGAUCGCCUUUGGAUUUUAACAAAUCUUUCAUAUUCGUGAACGCUUUGAAACUGGUUCGUUAUUGUACCAGACCCCGCCGCGAUUGUCACUUGAUAGCAACACCCGAGGCGCCAAAGCUGUCCGCAUCGGCGCUUUCUUUAGCCCAAGUGGUAUCAAUGUUGUCUGGCAAUGGUGUGUAAGGAGAACGUGGUAUCAUGGUUUGGGAAUCUGUCCAGUUAUAAACGAAUCGAUGUCAUGUGCACGUUAUUAAACAUGUGCCUGCCAUUUGAAGUACGAUACCUUGGCACUUGUGUAGAGGAUAUUGGUAAACGGGAUUACAAUGAUCUCCGUGAUACUGAACAUCAUGCAAACAGUGCCUCUGAUCUCGCAGAGUUAACAACCUUAGGUGUGGCAGAUAAGCGCACACGAAGAAAACUUGCUCUCUAUAUGGCAUUAUUACAUUCAUGUAAUUAUGCAUGUGCUGUAAUCUUGUACAAGAAUUUAUCAAAUUUUGACUAUCAAGAAAUCUCUAACCUAUUAAAUGGGACCACCUUUACACCGGAUGAUCAACCUUUAGAAGAGCUGCUCUUAUUGUAUACAAUGGCUUUAAAUCAUCCAGCAUUUACUUAUGAGCAGAAAAGUGUCUUCGGUAAUAUUUAUAUAAAGCUUCAAGAAGAAGAAGCUCGUCUGAAUCUCUCAAAAUCAAAUUCAUCUUAUAAACAAGGUUGCGCACCAUGUAUAAAUACAAAUGAAAGAUUAAUGGACACAGAGAUGCAAGGCAAUUGUAUGAUGGCUCCACCACCAAUGCAAACUUAUCAUGGAGAAAUGACAAUGAGAAAUAAUAUGGUAACUGGAGUACCUCCUGGUCUUUCCAUGCCUCCACCUGGAUUAUGCCUGCCAACUCCAGAACAAAUGCCAAUGGGAUCAGGUGGUGCAACACAAUACCUUCAUCUUGGCUUUCCAUCAGUAAAUCAUAUGCCACCAUGGACAGGUCAGGUUAUGAUGGGGAAUCAACUGAUGUAUCACACUGGCGACAUGUUGGCUUAUCCACCUUCCCCCUUAGUCAGCCGUCAAUCGUCACCAUCCCAGUCUCGAUCUCCUAGUCGCAGCAAUUCCCCAAUGGGUCGCAGAAAUAAUAUAAUGCCGCGCACCUCUUCACAAGUAACUCAGUCUACUUCGAAUACCCUAACAUCAACGAGUGCCUCUAACAGUCAAACAAGCAUCUGCAGCUCAAAUGUCAAUUCCCUUCCUCCGCUUCCCACACUGGGUACGAACAGAAGUCAUCCUAGUCAACCUCCAUUGCUUCCAUCACGCUCUGUUCCCUUGUCUAUCAGCAGUUCUACUACUUUUUCACGGCAUAAUAGCAUCGAGAAUACCCCUUCUACCUUAAUUCCGGCAGCACCUCAAUCAAAACAACCACCACCACCACGACUGCGAUCUUCAAUUUCUGGUGAUUCUUUACGAGAUACUUUAGGAAAAGAAAUGCCAAAUUUCAAAGGCAAUUUGCAGAAUUUUACUCUCGAUGAGAUCCGAAGAAUGAGUGAUGAGGAUUUGAGGGAAAUAGGAUUAACACCAAAUGCAGUAGGACAAUUAAGAAGUAUCGUUAAGAGUCAAACAACUAACGGCUUAAAUCAAAUUUCUGCUGAUAAAAAAUUAGAUAAUAUCAACAGCACAACACACACAGUUGUAGAUUCAGUUGAAAAUGAGGGUAUACCGGGAAUGGAGAUGUUGAAUGAUAAUGGAAAUCAAAGCAGUAAGUCAAUGCCAUUACAGGAACAGCAUCCAGCGAUGCAUCAUCAUCAUAAUCAUGCAGCUCCUAAUUUACGGCGAUAUCCUACUAUGCCACCAUUAGAUCCUGCGCAAAUACAAAUGUAUCCCGCACCGCCACCGAUGUAUGCUGCACAGAAUGCACCAUGCUAUGCCUGUCUUACCUUACCUGUUGCUGGGGUACAAAAUCGAUAUUCAAGGUGCAAUGCCCAACACGUGUAUUGUUUAACGCAAUUACAAGCCUUGAGGUUAGAUCCUGAAAGUAGCAAACACUGUUCACAGAGCAGUAGUUCCGAUAGUACCGGUAGUAGAUCUCCUCCAGAAACUCCUCCGGCAGCACCAUGGGUGAGCGGAAGUGAGAACAAUGCACCGCCAGUUACUGACCAUCUUAGCUCUGCACCGGUACAUUCUACAAGUGCUGUAUCACAUCCAGCAUCCCAACAGCCUAUACAGUCAGGCCCGGAAAGGCAACGUAAUAGAAGAAAUCAGACGCACGUAAUAAAAUAUAAUCAUAAAAAUCAAAUGGUGAACGGCGGUGGACCACCGAAUCUUUCGCAAUGCGUUUCCUUUCCCGCGCCACCUUCGCAGUCGCAGGUCACAUAUCUGCCGCAUGGUCAUUUCCCGGCUUUGAGACCGAGUAGUGGUAUUUAUUCUAACUUCUCGCAUGGACCGUAUGCAAGGCCAGCUUAUCCGGCCACGUACCAACCGAAUGGUGAAAUGAUGUAUCAAUAUCCUGGUCAUCCAUCUUCGGGAGGAACACCACCACCUCCACCAAAUGCUGCAACACCCGUUCAGGCGCCGUAUAUGCCACCUACUCCAGUUGUUACAUACGCACCAGCUGCCGUCCCACCAACGAAAAUUUCGUGUUAUAAUUGUGGCAGUAGUAGCCAUCUUGCAGUUGACUGUAAAGAUCAAACAAUGGAGGAUCUUACCAAAAAAGCUCAAUACCGCUUAGAUUACAGUAUAAUGAAACAACCUGGAGAGUGCCCAAGUUCUGACAAGUGAUCCCCUGCCGCGGACCAUCCAGCAAUUUAUCAUUAUCAUCAUUACCGUAAUUACUGUUACCAUCAUUGUCACUACUAUUAUUACUACGAACCCGCCACAGCAAUACAACCUAAGUAUCGUUCGAAAGAUGACUGCUAUCGCUCUUCGUGCAAGUUUUCGGUGAUUUUUGUAGACAUCCCUUAUAUUCAGGAUGACGAUUUUUUAACAGAGGAAGUUUCACGAUUUACGGUACCAGGUAUACUUUUUACAAGUUCUUAUUUAUGAUAGUAAUUCUUAAUUAUGUAAAAAGAUGUAGCGUCAUGUAUAAAAGAAAAACGAAAAGAAGCAUAACGCAGAAUGCUCUUAUCUAUGUUUUUAGAAUACAUUUUGAAAGAUUUGUGUUAGGUAUUGACUUGUGUCUUACCAACGAUACGUAUGAAUUACAUAUAGAGACACAUACACAUACAUACUCACAUACACAUUCACAGCACGCCUGAACCCAAUUUCUCACUAUUUCUCUAGUAACUAGCCAUAAAAGGAAUACAAGAAAAAAGAACGCAUUGUGCUCUGAUUAGAUGAAACUACCAUGUUUGACUAUAUUUAUCAUUGAUACUUUUACUUCUACUAGUAUGUCCACUACUACUAUUACUACUAUUACUAUUCAACUAUUACUAUUACUUCUAUUAUCGCUAUUGAGCAACAUUUUUAUGUAUACAUAUUUUCUCAAUUCGUACGUGCGCAAUGUUUGAACGAGUGCAAAAGUGAAUGAUGAGAAUAGAGUAAAGAAAGUAAAUUAAGAAGAGAUAAAGAAUGAAUAUACAUAAGAAGGAAAGAGAAAAGAGAAAAAAGGAAAAGUGAAAGAAAAAAAGAAAAAGAAAGGGAGAAGGAAAGAAAGGAAGAAGAAUGAAAGAAUAAAAGAAUGAAAGGACAACAAACCAUAAGUGUUCGAUCGUCUAGCUGCCUUUGCGCUCCUGUGUGUAUAAAACUAUAAAUAUACGCUAUAUGCUCACCACUCAUUUAUUAACUUAUGAAUAGUUAGCUAAAUAACAAUAAUUCUCAUCCUAUUUAUAUAAAUAGUCAUGCAAUCACGAGCAACUUAAGCAAUUUUAUACAAGUUUUAUUGAUCGCCCGUCUUUUUUAAGUAUAAGCAAUGCAUUAUAUGCGUUUAAAAUCUCGUUAGUAAGUAAUAAAGAAAAGGAAAAAAUAAUGACUUGAGUAGUAGUGUUAGGUAUGAGUGGAGUGGCAAUCUGAACUCAUUUUGUCAACAAGUUGCUACUGCAUUUAAACCAAUUCUUAAUUAAACAAAUGCCAUUAGUAAGUGUCAAUCUAAUUAUAUUAGAGUGCAUAAUUUGGCAAAUCUUUAUCUAGUUCCCAUACUUAAGAUGAUUCAUAAUUUCUACUCUUAAGGCUCAUACUAUGCAUCUGAUCUAUGCGAAAUAGGUCUUAGAAGGACUGAAAAAUUAUAAAAGUGAAUGAGAGUGAAUAUUUGUGACUUUGAAUACACAUGCAUUUAAAAAAAUUUCCUUUCAGUAGCUUCUGGAUAUAAAGAAAUCUCAGGUGUGUUUUUUUUGUUUUCUCUUUUUUGAUUGGUAAUGAAUAUUUUGGCAACUAGUCAGUAAUCACAAAAAUUUUGGGACUAAUAUUUUAGAGUUAGUAUUUUGCAAUGAUAAAAUUUUGACAAUGUUGAUGAUUUUCAUGUUAUCUUUGAAUCUGACAUUCAUUUUAUUAAGACGAUACUAACUUGUUUUUCGUAUAUUAUUGUAUAUAUAUUUUUAUUUCAAAACGGUACUUUAUUUAAAUUCCAAAGAAAAUUAAAAUUAUUUGGGAGAUGUAGGAAAGAUUAAUAAUAUAUAUAAUAUUAUAUGUUAUGUGUAUGAUAUUUACAUAUAAUAUAUAUAAUAAUAUAUAUAUUUAGUCGAACUUUUGUUAAUUUUUUAUAAAAAAAAAUUCAAUUGCGCGUAAUUAUUAGAGUCUGAUUCGGUGUGUAGGUAAUAUUUAUUAAAAGUGCCAUUUUUUUUUUUUUUUUUUAGACACCCAGUGUCUUCAUACCCAGUGUUUCUAUUAAAACAAGGAUAGAGAUUGAGAUUUAUCUUGCCGUUAGCAUUAGUGAUGAUUUUAAAAACUACCUGAGAAAAGUUUUGAAGUGGCUGUGAUCGAUGAGAAGUGUGUGAAAUUCAUAUUGAAACUCUAUGAACAUUUUUUUUUUUUUUUCAUAAUACAAAUAAAUUUCCUGAUAUCCGCGAGUACUUUAUCUUUGGAUUGUUGUCAGUUAUAAUUGGCAAAUAUUGCCUAAGCCAGACUUAUGAAACAUUUUUGUAUUUUACAUCUAAAUUUAAAUAUGUUGCUUGACAAGAGCAAAAGAAAAAUAACGUGAAAAUUUUGUGAGCUUGUAUGUGCUUUGACUAUGAAACAAAGGAGUCUGAGUUUACAUUAUAUAUUGAACGAAAAUGUUGUAAAUCUCUAAGUUGAAUUUUUGUGAUAAAAAUCUUUAUUUGUACCAUUUUGAAUGUUUUCGUUCCUGGACAAAUUUCGUUUCCGAAAUUAGAUAUUAUUAAGCUAUUUUUUUUUUAAGUAUAAUUUCAAAUAAAUCUGUUAGCACAAGACGAAAAUAUACCAUCUUGCUAUACAGUAACAAAUCAUUAUUGGCCAAGUGGUAUUGUAAUCACAAUUAGUCGUGUUAUCAGAAGCAGUAGUAUUGUGAUUAAAUAUAACACUUUAUUGCUGUUUACUAAUUGUUGACACUAAUAAUCAAAGGAGUAUGGUUUAGUAUAUCAUUGAUGUGUAUAUCAUUGGCAAUAAGAUGAAUGCGAUAUUUGUUCUCUUAACUGUUAAGCAAUACUCACUAGCAUAACAGCAGUACAUCGUGUUUUUGCAAGUGGACAUUGCAUAGUAUUAAUGUCGUAAACAGCAGUAAGGGAGUUUUGUGUUUCUGUUGCUAAUCUGCAGUUAUAUGUAAAAGAAAAGGAUCGCUUCAGCAAUAAUGUUAUGUUUAGUAAUAUGAUAUACAUUAUGUGGUUAUUUACCAAAAAUUCUAUUAUAAAGAAUUUAAUUAAGGAAGUGUCAUUUUCAUUUUAUCAUCGACUAUACUUAUUUUAAUGCAUUUCAUGAGUUUGAUAUGUUUGAUUAAAGUGAAUGAAAAUUUUAUGGGACAUAUGUUUUCUUAAUUUUUGUUUUGCUUGAAUUUUCUUAAAGAUAUUGUCGUUGAUAAUAAUCAAUCGUGAAACGAUGAUGGAUUUCAUUAGCUGUAUCAUUCUGGGGGGUUAUCAGCUUUGAAUUAAGACUCCUUUGUUUAACGAGUACUGUUUAGUACGCAUUUAAACUAACGAGAUGUAUAGGAAAGAAAACAAUAAGAAAAUUGUGCUUGAUACAAUAUGCAUCGUGUUGUUCAAGUUCGAAAAAAAAAGUUCAAAUGCUCUUGAUCAAAUCAGUAUUAUAUCGAAAAGAAUCAAAAAAAUCAAAGAACCAUAUCACUUGAACAGAAGCCCAGAGCAGGAGCGUGAGAGAUUAGUAGUAGUAAUUAUAAUAGUAUUAGUAUUGAUUAUAACUAUGGUAAUAAUAAAUCAUAUAUAUAUUAUAUUAUAUAUAAUGUACAUAUAUAUAUACACAUGUAUAUAAUAUAAUAUCUAUAUAUGUAUAUAAAAUAGAGAUGUAAACUUUCCGGAAAGAUUAAAUCAUUUUUCAAAUGAGAGCCCUUUUUGUUUUUAGAAAAUAUCGACGAAUAUUAAAAAAAAAAAAAUCGAAAAAAAAGAAAAAAGAAAGAAGAAAAUGAUGGAAAAAAAUUAAAAAAAAAAUGAAAUGGAAAAGAAAAAAAACUUUAACUUGGAUGUUAUUGUACAUCUUUAAUAUGUAAUUUUGGUUGUUUUCUAAAUAUUAUCUCAUAAUUUAAUUCUUAGUUUCAGCAAUAACUGUUUGUGUUACUAAUCUCUAUUAGCACUUCUAGUUAUUAUUCCUAAAGUGUGUUUCUUUUCACUUCAGUCAGAUUAUUGUUCUCUUUUCUGUACGAAUCUGUUGAUAAAAAUUAGAAUAAUAAUAACGAUAAAUUAUAAAGUACAAGUAACUAGCUAAUUUUACAUUACAAAAACCAGCUCAAAUGUCUAAAAAUUCGCGUCUCUGGUAUAUUUAAAAAAAAAAAGCGUCACGUAUAUUUUAUAUCGCAAUGAAAUUUAAUAAUAUCGUACUCAAAAAAGAAAAAAAAAAAAAGAACUUUCUCGACAUUUUACAUCUCUAAUAUUAUUAAAUGGAUAAAAUAGGUUGUAUUUAAAUGAAAUUAUAAAAAAGUGAGAAAAGGAUGUAAAAAAGUACUAGAGCCAUAUGUAUCUUUUUUCCAUCAUAUUUUUGGACAUACAGGGGUGUAAUUGGGCAGCGACUAAGAUUGUAUAAAGAAAGUUUAAACGAGAGAUGAAUGAAAUGAACAAAAAAGAAAAAAACAAAAAAAAAUCUAACGAACUACACAUACAGGUACGUUUAAUGUGCAAACGAAAAUACGCAAAUCUAUAUGCGGACAUAUAUCAAGAUACCGUCGGCAUAGUGACUUAAAAAAAAAAAAAAAAGCGCUUACAAUUACGAUGUACAUUUGCUGCGUUUUGUGAGCGAAGCUCGUUAUACAAUAAAUGUUUGCAUGUGGUAACCGUUGAUUCGGAAGAUUUACUCGACUACUGAGACUACUCACGAAGACAAUACGUGCUUUGGACGAGAAUGAAACUAAAAAAUAAAAAGCC